AUGUCAUUCAACAGGCCGAGUGGUAGUCCUCAUCGAGGUUAUAGAGAAUUUGAUCCAGAAUCUGGUGAUGGAAUUGGUCGUAAAAAAUCAUUAGUUAGACCAGAAAGAUCACGUUUAGAUGCGAAUCAUCCAAGAUAUCAUUAUACUCAAAUUACAAAUCAAGAAAGUGAUCAUAUUGUUGUACAACCAAGUUCAACUGGUCUAGAUCCUCAAGUUUCAAAUGAAUUGGGUCGUUCAAGAUCUCAUUUAAGUUCAUUUGUUUCAACUCAAGGUCAUUUUCCAAAUCAAAGUCCUUCAAAUAAUCAAGGACCACCAAAUCAAGGAGGUAACAAUAAUAAUAAUAAUAAUAAUGACGAAGAUAAUGAAGGUAUUCCAUUAAUGGAAAUUCAUGAUUCUUCACCUCAAGGAAGUCCAAAUACUCAAGAUUUAAAAGGAGGAAGAGAAAUAUAUGGAUUAAAUGAUGAAACAAAUGAUUAUUCUCAUUCACCACUGAAAAGUAAAGUUAUAUCUAAUGGUUUACCAAGACCUCAAGUACAAGGUACCAAAAAUAGAUCAAAAAAUGAUAAAAAAAAUAAUAUAUAUUUUUGGAAAGUUUAUUGUUAUAUUAUAACAUUUUGGGCUCCUGCUCCUUUAUUAAAAUUAUUUGGUUUAAAAACAAAAGAUAGACAAUUUGCAUGGAGAGAAAAAAUUGGUUUAAUUUCUUGUAUAUUAUAUAUUGGAGCAUUUGUUGCUUAUUUAACUUUUGGUUUUACUAAAACAGUAUGUUCAUCAGAAAGAAUUAGAACAAGAAUUAAUGAAGUUAAUACUGGAUAUUUAAUAAUAAAUGGUAGAUCUUUUGAUUUAACUCAAGCUCAACAUCCAGCAGCUGCAGGUAUUGGUGCAGGUUCAAAUGUUUUAUAUCCACCUAUUAAUGCAGGUGGUAAAGAUGCAUCAUUUUUAUUUCAAAAUGUUAAUGGAAAUUGUAAAAAUUUAAUUAUGCCAAGAGAUAAUUGUACAAUUCCUUAUACUGAUGAUAACGAAUUAGCUUGGUAUAUGCCUUGUAGAUUUUUUAGUCAAGAUGGAUCUGAUUCAGUUAAUAAUUCGCAAGCUUAUUAUAAUGGUUGGGCUUGUCAUACAAGUGAAGUUGCAAGAAGAGCUUAUUAUAAUUUAAAAGUUAAUGGUGAUGUUUAUUUUACUUGGGAUGAUAUUAGAAAUUCAUCAAGAAAUUUAGUUGUUUAUUCAGGAAAUGUUUUAGAUCUUGAUUUAGUUAAUUGGAUUCAACGUGAUGAUGUUACAUAUCCUGAUUUAUUUGAUAAAUUACGUGAUGAUCAUACUUAUAGAGGUUUAGAUAUUUCUUUAGUGUUAACAAAUCCAGGUGAACGUCAAGCUGCAAGAUGUUUAACUGAAAUUAUAAAAGUUGGUGUUAUUGAUUCUGAUACAAUUGGAUGUAUUGCUUCACAAAUUGUAUUAAUUGUUUCAUUAGUAUUUAUUUUAUCAGUUGUUGUUAUGAAAUUUGUUAUGGCAUGUUGGUUUAGAUGGGUUACUUCUAGAAAGCAAGGAGCAACUGAAUAUGAUAAUAAAACAAUGGUUGCAAGAAAUAAAGAAAUUGAAAAUUGGGUUGAUGAUAGUAAUCCAGUUAUUGGAAAUCAAAUUAAAACUGUACCACCAAAAGCAAGAGCUAAUUAUAAACCAACUAAAACAAAUAGACAAAGUGUUUUUCAAAAAACUCAAAAAUUAUCAUUAGGUCCAAAUGCUGAUUUAUCUCAAUAUUAUGAUAAUCCAGAUGCAUUAUCAAAAACUUUUAAAUAUACUACAAUGUCAACUCAAGCUGCAUUAUUAGGUAAAAAUGGUUAUGGAAAAAAAUCAUCAAAUACAACUACAAAUAAUAAAACAAAUACUAAUAUUACUCAACUGUCAACUUUAUAUUUAAAUGAUCAAAAUUCUUCAACUGAUUUAUUAAAUCGUCCUGUUUCAACAUAUAAUCCAUUUGAUGGAUUUGAAGAUACAAUAGUUCAUGGAUUAUCACCAGAUAUUAUUCAUCCAGAUGUUGUACCUCAACCACCAGUUGAAUAUCAACCAUUUGGUUAUCCAUUAGCUCAUACUAUUACUUUAAUUACUUGUUAUUCAGAAGAUGCAGAUGGUAUACGUACAACUUUAGAUUCUAUUGCAACUACAGAUUAUCCAAAUUCUCAUAAAUUAAUGUUAGUUGUAUGUGAUGGAUUAAUUAAAGGUUCAGGUAAUGAUCAAACAACUCCAGAUAUAGUAUUAGAUAUGAUGUCAGAUUUAACUGUUCCAAGAGAUGAAGUUCAAGCUUAUUCAUAUGUUGCUGUUGCACAAGGUAGUAAACGUCAUAAUAUGGCAAAAGUUUAUGCUGGAUUUUAUGAUUAUAAUGAUGAAACUGUACCACCAGAAAAACAACAAAGAGUUCCAAUGAUUACUAUAGUAAAAUGUGGUACACCAGAAGAAUCAAAUUUACCAAAACCUGGUAAUAGAGGUAAAAGAGAUUCACAAAUUAUAUUAAUGAGUUUUUUACAAAAAGUUGUAUUUGAUGAAAGAAUGACAAGUUUAGAAUUUGAAAUGUUACAAAGUAUAUGGAGAAUUACUGGAUUAAUGGCUGAAUUUUAUGAAAUUGUUUUAAUGGUUGAUGCAGAUACAAGAGUUUUUCCUGAUUCUUUAACUCAUAUGAUUGCUGAAAUGGUUAAAGAUCCAAUGGUUAUGGGAUUAUGUGGAGAAACCAAGAUUUCGAAUAAAUCUCAAACUUGGGUAACAGCAAUUCAAGUAUUUGAAUAUUAUAUAUCUCAUCAUCAAGCAAAAGCUUUUGAAAGUAUAUUUGGUGGUGUUACAUGUUUACCUGGAUGUUUUUGUAUGUAUAGAAUAAAAGCUCCAAAGGGAUCAGAUGGUUAUUGGGUUCCUAUAUUAGCAAAUCCAGAUAUUGUUGAAAGAUAUUCAGAUAAUGUUGUAGAUACAUUACAUAAAAAAAAUUUAUUAUUAUUAGGAGAAGAUAGAUAUUUAUCAUCAUUAAUGUUGAGAACUUUUCCCAAGAGGAAACAAAUAUUUAUACCAAAAGCUGCUUGUAAAACUAUUGUACCUGAUAAAUUUUUAGUCUUGUUAUCACAAAGAAGAAGAUGGAUUAAUUCAACUGUUCAUAAUCUUAUGGAAUUAGUAUUAGUUAGUGAUCUAUGUGGUACUUUUUGUUUUUCAAUGCAAUUUGUUAUAUUUAUUGAAUUAGUUGGUACAUUAGUUUUACCAGCAGCUAUAUCUUUUACAAUUUAUGUUAUUAUAGUUGCAAUUAUUUCAAGACCAACCCCAAUUAUGUCAUUAGUUUUAUUAGCUAUUAUUUUCGGUUUACCUGGAUGUUUAAUUGUUAUAACAAUUUCAUCAUUUUCAUAUAUUAUAUAUUUUUUCAUAUAUUUAUUAGCUUUACCAAUUUGGAAUUUUGUUUUACCAAGUUAUGCAUAUUGGAAAUUUGAUGAUUUUAGUUGGGGAGAAACAAGAACUGUUGCAGGAGGUGAUAAAGGAGAUCAUGGAGCAACUGAAGGUAUAUUUGAUGCAACAAAAAUUAAAAUGAAAAGAUGGAGAGAAUGGGAAAGAGAAAGACGAAAUUUUGAAAUUUCUUCAAAUUCAAAUAAUAAUAACAUCAACAAUCCAUAUGGAAAUAGUAAUGGUAAUGGUACAAGUAGUAAUAAUUUGGAAUUACCAUCUGCUGUAUGGGAUCCUUCAAAUAAUAAUGAAAAAUUAAUUGAUGAUUAUUGA
Molecule: messenger RNA, 3732 nt
Organism: Lodderomyces pseudojiufengensis
Lineage: Eukaryota; Fungi; Ascomycota; Pichiomycetes; Serinales; Debaryomycetaceae
Gene: CHS3
Product: chitin synthase
Exons: 1
Coding region: 1-3732 (1243 amino acids)
Cellular component (GO): cell septum; cell periphery
Molecular function (GO): chitin synthase activity
Source: RefSeq, a predicted model, not a curated record